Messenger RNA from Thermothielavioides terrestris NRRL 8126, 1467 nucleotides. RefSeq lists its product as uncharacterized. Gene Ontology annotation, molecular function: FAD binding. NCBI's taxonomy places the organism in Eukaryota, Fungi, Ascomycota, Sordariomycetes, Sordariales, Chaetomiaceae. The record is from RefSeq and is a predicted model, not a curated record. The transcript is spliced from 3 exons. The coding region runs from base 1 to 1467 and encodes 488 amino acids.
AUGGACACCGAGUCACCAGCUCAUGAGAGCUUCCGCCAAGCCGGAUUGAGCGUCCUCCUCCCUUCAGACAAAGAGUACGCCCUCCGCCAAGAGAGCUACUUCUCCCGAAGCGCCGCCCAGGUCGCGCCCGCUUGCAUCGUCCGGCCCCGAUCGGCCUCUGAGGUCUCGGCCGCGAUUCGCAUCCUCACAAAGGGACGGCAUCUCUUUGCGAUACGGAGCGGCGGCCACGGCACUAACGUGGGGGCCAGCAACAUCGCGGGUGGGGUGACACUCGAUCUCGGGCUUCUGGACUGGACGAGGGUGGAAGACGAUGGGCAGCACGAGCCGGUUGUGGAUAUCGGGCCCGGCGCGCGCUGGGCGGAUGUGUACGCCUCCCUGCAGGAGCGCGGCCUGGUCGUAGCGGGCGGGCGCGAAGGGAGUGUCGGGGUGGGAGGUCUAAUUCUCGGAGGCGGCAACACGUACUUCACCGCCAGCCACGGGUUCGCGUGCGACAACGUCCUGGCGUUCGAGGUGGUCCUUGCUGACGGGCGCAUCGUCAAUGCGACGGCCGAGUGCCACGCCGAUCUGUUCUGGGCCCUCAAGGGCGGGUCCAACAACUUCGGAGUCGUGACCAAUUUUCGGAUGAGGGCGCUGCGUGGCGGCGCGGUUUGGGGUGGUCUGACGCUGUAUCCGUGGCAGGUUCUGCCGCAGGCUAUCGAGGCACUGACAGAUUUUACGAGCCUUGUCCACGCAGAUGUGGAUAGUAAUCUGAUGUGCUUUUUUGCGUACAGAGGUAAUUGCCUACUACCCGAGCUCAAACAAGUCACCAUCGUUUCCGUCUUUGCCCAAGUCGGGGGAGUGGAGAGGGCACCGGCAUACGAGAAAUGGCUGGCGCUACCGUCCAUCCAUACGGACUGCAAGAUGACCUCCCUCUCAAACAUUGUCGCGGAGAAUAUCAUGCCAAGCAGAUAUUAUCAAAUAUGGUUCACGGCCACCAUCAAAAACGACGCCCGCAUCGUCUCCAAAGCUGCCUCACUGCACGAGGAACUCGUCAACGCGCUGAAAAGCUCAGUAGCCCCAGACGGCGACUUCUGGGCUCUGUGUCUACUCCAACCGCUCCCCAAGAUAAUGGCACAGCGCGGCGGCAACAACAACAACGCACUGGGUCUUUCGCGGCAGCAACAUGACGGCCUCCUCCUCCAGACGACGGUCAUGGUGCGCACCCCUGAGCAGGAAAGAAUGGCUUACCCGAAAUGCAAAGCGUUCAUAGUCGCCGUGCGAGACUUUGCGAGGUCGACCGAGAUGGAGGAGGACGGGAACAUGGACUGGGAAUACCUCAAUUACGCCGACGCGAGCCAGGAUCCCCUGGCGAGUUAUGGUGCUGAGAAUGUGAAGAGGCUGAAGGAAGUGUCGCUGCGAUAUGAUCCGGAGCAGGCCUUUCAGAGACUCUGCCCGGGCGGGUUCAAGCUCGCCCACGUGUCGACUUGA